This is a messenger RNA of Lineus longissimus, 7464 nucleotides long. Its product is annotated as bcl-2 homologous antagonist/killer-like. The transcript is spliced from 6 exons. The record is from RefSeq and is a predicted model, not a curated record. Gene Ontology annotation, molecular function: protein homodimerization activity; protein heterodimerization activity. Gene Ontology annotation, biological process: intrinsic apoptotic signaling pathway in response to DNA damage; extrinsic apoptotic signaling pathway in absence of ligand; regulation of apoptotic process. Gene Ontology annotation, cellular component: mitochondrial outer membrane. NCBI's taxonomy places the organism in Eukaryota, Metazoa, Nemertea, Pilidiophora, Heteronemertea, Lineidae. The coding region runs from base 225 to 971 and encodes 248 amino acids.
UAACGACACAAUAUAAACGUGCCAAAACAUGUUCAAGAUCAUUCAAAACUACCCUUUGUUUUGACUGCAGCUGCUCGAACAGUCCUGUCCAUGCGUAGAUUUGACUAGUGUGUCAAACUGAACAGUUCUUUUUAUAACAUAUCACUAUUGAAAAUACAAUGACAGCAGCAACAUCAUAAACUCAGGAAGUUUUAAGAUAGUCUGCGAAAAGCAAAGUUUUGACCAUGGCAUGUAAAUAUCCUCACAUGCCUGAUGAUGAUGAUACUAACGGCAUAUACCCGCAGCUAAGACUCAAGGAUGACAAUGCGCCACCAAUCAUUCCAGACAGUGAGGAGAACGUCGGGCAGGAGACCGAGGGUAUCUUCCGCAGCUACAUGUAUCAGCAAUACCAGCAGGAAAUGAAUCCUGACAACAUUGAGCAGAUUGAGCAGACGCCUUCACUGCCGGAACUCACAUCGUUUGCAUUGAAUCCGAUGAGACGAAUUACGAAGGGGGGCAGAAGGGGCAGCAUUAUCCUCACGCCAGGCCAAGCAUCACAUAUCGGCAGACAGCUUGCCCUGAUUGGAGAUGAUAUCAACGAGCGCCAUAGGCAUGUGUUCGACUCGAUGAUAGCUUCGAUAAAAUUGGAGAAUGCUCCUGACCUGGCAUAUGAGGCUUUUGCAGGAAUUGCUCGAAGGUUGUUCCAUGACGGAAAUAUCAACUGGGGGCGUAUUAUCACGUUGCUGAGUUUUGGAUAUAGAAUGGCAGUAACUGUACUGACAACUGGUGUCCGAGGAUUCUUUUCCAAAAUUGUGAGAUUUGUGGUGGACUUUAUCAUGAAAGAGAAAAUUGCCAAAUGGAUAGCAGAACAAGGUGGCUGGAUUGCUGCCUUUAGCUACAUCCCCAAGACUACAGGAAUGAAUUAUAUAGUUUUCAUUGGUGCUCUUGCCGCGUUUUCGAUAGCGUCUGUUAUCUGGUUCUCCAAGCGAUGAUGGAAUUCGGCCAUUCCCGAGAUGUGACACUAUAAAUGACAAUGAACACAUUUCAUCAAUAAUUUUAGAGAGGAUACAUUGUACAUGUCUUUAGGGAUCAUCUCAAAAUAGGUUGAAGCCAAAAGAUACGCAAUAAUUUCAUAUGGGGGAGGGGUCAUGAGAUUCAAAUUCUCCAUUUCGUUUCUUUGAAAUUUGUUUGGCUUCACUUUAUUUUCCCCAUACAGGCCACCAUACUUUCUGUAAAUUACCUUUUCCUAUACUUUGCAAUGUUCCUUCCAGGCCUUCAUACAUUAGGUCAUCACAAGCUACUAAUUGGGAUGGUUUUCUUCUGUGAGUCUGCCCUGGGUCACCCAAAUUAUAUUACCCAGUGAAUUCCAAGGAGAACUUUAAAAAUUCAGUAUCUUUUGGCUUCAACCUAUUUUGAGAUGUUCCCUUAGCCAUAUUCAUUCAUUGGAUUCAAAUUUUAAAAGCAGAUUUCAAUGAAGUUUUUUUUGUCAUAUUGGCAUAAUCAGGUAAUUUAAAUCUACAUAUGGAUGAAUUCAGAGUUAUUGAUUCAUAGUUUUUUGACGGCCUGGUAUUGAAAAUGCUAGUUUUUUUUCAAUUUCUCACAAGUCAAAGAUUUGCUUAGACUGUUUUUAAGCGACUGAAAUGACAUGUUGAUUUCCUUAAAAACUUUUCUUUGUAAGAUUUGCGGCUGAACAUGCUAAAUUACACGGCGUGUUGUGCCAUGACAUCAUAUCACUUUGGGGAAAGCAGAGGUGGUUAUUUUACCUUGAAUACCAGGGAUGGGAAGAGAAACCGUCACAAGUUUAAAAAUAAGGCAUUUUUUCUACCGACAGGAUAAAAACCAAAUGUGCUGUUUUGCAGUGAUUUUUUACUACUGUAUGUUUUUGAUUUCUUUGUUGAUGUGUACCUCAGUGGUAAAUUCGCACCGUAUAUUUUUUCGUGAUUGUCCACCAUUUUGAUACCUUGAUGAGUUUUUCCAUUAGUUUGUUACACCGGUUGGCAUUGCAAGUGAGUAGGAUUGAGUGUUAGAGAGUGUUGAUUUUAUAGGGGUUUUGUAAAGAAUGUCUUAAACUCUUAUGCUAAUUUUUAAUCAAAUGACAGAUGGAUUUUCUUAUCAACUUUGAGAGAACAAGAGUUUUAUUAACUUAUUCCUGUGCUAGGUUGUCCUCUGUUGUACAUUACUCUGUGUUUCUGAAUAUUUUGACACUUUUCAUCUCUCUAAUUAUGUUUUUAUUGUGCCUGAUUUUAGAUGCGGAAACGCACUGUGAAUCCACGGAACACAAUAAUUACAAUAAAUCACAAUGAAUAAUUCUGAAAUACUCAGCGAAUUACAUUGGUUUGGCUUAAUGAGAAAUUUUACUCUUCAAAAGUGUCACAAUAAUUAUGAAACACAUAGUAGCAGAAGUCAGACAUGGUUUCGUAGUUUAAAACAACAUUUCCUUGGUCCGAUGUCACCAUAAUUAUCAUCUUGUAUAACGGUUUGUUUUCUGUCCUAAUUUGAAAGCAAGUACUUAUUGCUAUUUGUAUCAUGCAUCAUCGUAUCACAUGUACGUGUUUCUUAGAAAAGUGACUUGUUGGAAUUGAGGAGAGGCGUCUGAUCAAUUAGUCAUCAGUGCCUAACUGGCGCUCAGAGUGGAGCUUCCAACCUCCCAGAGAACCUGAGCCUGUGAGGUACCGUCAGUGCACAAAUUCAACCUUAGGCUACAUGUUUUUUAUUUCUUGGUUUACGGGAAGAGCUUUUAAAAAUGUAUGGUCGGGUGGUCGAAAUAAAAUUUUAAAAAAAAUAACCCAAACAGCUAUGUAUGAUCAAUAAAAAAAUCGAUGAUUUUCAGAUUUUAUUUUUUUUCCAAAAUCCCAAAAAAGCAAGUCGGUCGGUCCCGUAAACCAAGAAAUAAAAAACACGUGGCCUUAACACUUGAUGUUCUAUUUGAUACCUUUAUUAAUUUUGUGUUUCAAAAUUACCUGAAAUGGAUGCCCAAUAAUGUUGCCCAAAAGUUGGCAUUUUAGGAGACUCUGUCAUGGAAUCCAACCUAUAUUUGUGACCUGUCACAGCAAAUCCAGGCACAGGUGCUCUGAGUUUGGCAGGUUGAGACGGACUGGUUGUAUUUUAUUUCAGUUCACUGGGAAAUCUUGAGUACAUCGUUAUCUUCCAUUAUGGUGUCAUUUUGGCACACUCCUGGUUUUGCUGUGACAGGUCACACUUGAUAUAACAAAUAUUUUGAAAAUUUAUUUGAUCAAUCCUGGUCACUAUGUCUGGAUGCCUCAUUUCUUGCGAGGUUCAAAGAAUUGUACGACUGCUCAGAUUCUACAGCACUGCCAUCUAUAUGUUAGAGGUGGAACUAUUUGUCAUUACAUGUUCUGGUGCCCAGAUCACUCCAGAAAUAAGUUUAUUCAGCGGUCUAAUUUUGAACAGUGUUCACAGGCUGUUCCAUUUGAACCAUGUUUUGCAGGCUAUUCAAUUUUGAACCAUGUUUGAUUUUGAAGUGUACUUGAACCAAGUGCUCACUUUGAAACCGAACCAACAAGGUAACAGGGUUAAGUAGAGAAUAACUUGACUUUGCUAUGACAAUGUCCUUUGAGGACUUGUUACUUGGCGGAAGUCGAGAAGAUCAAAAAGUUGUUCAUGUUGUUUUUGAGUUACCGUACAUAUCCUUUUCAGAAUGACACAAAGCUUUUCAUUGAAUGAACUUGUAUCAUCAUUAUUAUGCAUUAAACAAUUUCAAACCGUUGUGUUCAUAAUAGUUAGUGACAAGUCUCUGCCAGCCACCGAGUGAAUGGAGGUGGAAGGAGAUUUGCCUUAGCUGGGACUACAGGUUUUGACCACAUCGCAGCACACUAUGUCUGAUUCAGUGCAUUGCCUUUCAAACACUCCAAGAGACAAUGCAUUGCAAGUGCUGCUGUUGGUGAAGCGAUUCAUAUUCCUGCUUGUGUGUAUAAAAUAUUUGUGUGUACAUACAUUUAUAUCUUGAAGAGAAUUGGGUUUCUUCUUGCUAAUUGUAACAAUCCAAAUUAGCAGCAAUGUUUGCAGCAAUUGGAACUAAAGCAAUUCAUAUUCCUGCUCGUGUGUACAUAUUAUGUAUCUUGAAGAGAAGUCAAACGUUUUGAUGUAAGAAAGGCUUCUUCUUGCUUGUUGUAACAUUAUACAAAUUGGGGAGGUUGACAUUUUUAGAGUGACUGGCCUCAUUCAAAAGUGCUGUUUUGUUCCAAAGAGCCGCUGAGGCCUUUCUUGCUGGCUUUCACUUAGUCCUAUGCUUCCAAAAGUAUACUGGAUUUUCGGUACAUGCCUGUCCAGAUGCCUUUGAAAGCAUUAGCUAAAGUCUAGUGCCAGUGGAAAUCUCAUAAAAACUGAAAAUCGCGGAGAAAAUUUAGCUGCAGCCUAAACUUGGCAACAGGGGCAAACUCUUCGAACCUAAUGGUAAUGCAUUGGAAUAUUUUCAUUCUUAAAUGUUGAUUCCAGAGAAUUCAUGACUGUAAAUUUUAUAAAGUUACACGCAACCAUUUUAAUAUAAAAAUUUUACGAAAAAAAAAAAAAUUGGUUUUCUAUUGCAUUUUAUUUAGAAAGAGGGCCAUGUCGGGUGACUGACAUUCAAAAUCAUACUGUACAAAAUAUUUCCAAAUUUUGCUGAUGUCAGCUAUAUUGUGAUUAUGCUGCGCAUGCCAUUUAACAAUUGAACAUUGAAACAAUUGAAAUAUGUGAUGAACUUAAAAACCAGAUUACAUAUUUAGAAGUUUUUAAGAGAUGGAUUUUAUACUUAUUUGUCUGUGUCUAGUAAUGAAGUGUUGUAAACUUUUUUGACGUAGACCCUUGUAAAUAGAUAAACAAAUUUUUCACAAUGUUGUAGGGAACCGGACUAUUUACGAUGAAUUUGAACGAGAUCAUGAAUAAUUAAGUUUCAAACUUGUAGAAAAUAUUUGGCUCCUGAAAGUUUUUUUGGCAGAAAUAUGAUGUUUGAUCAGUUUGAAAAGAUCUGGACCCUUAAUGUGUUGACUAUAGUCGUACUUCCACCUAUCAAAUCCCCGUGUCUUUUGCGCUUACACCUAUGAAUUGCCGUGUCUCAAUAGACCUGUGUGUCGAAUCCCAGUCUCUAUUAGCCCCAUCGAACUCAAUGGGGCUAAUCGGGGGCUAAUUUAGACCCGUGUUCAACACGGGUUUUUUGGUAGGUGGAAUCUGAAUAGACACAGCAAUUGCAAGUUCUAAGAUCCGGCGACAGAUGGCGCAGUGUGGUCGCCUCGGUAUUGCGCAUGCGAAAUUCCCCUCCAACGGGAAAGAAACACAGGAGAGCUCCGUACCUACAGCGCACCUGUCGCCGGGGCUAUUAACCAUUAUCUAACACCACUGAUAGGUGUAAGUGCGCCAUGGGUUUUUUGACACACGGCGAAGACACGGGUCUUGAAAGAACACGGGGUUUUAUGAUAGGUGGAACUUCGACUAUUGCUAAGCUUUACAGACAAUGCGCGUCAAACCCUAUAGGUUCAACGUGCAUUGCAAUCUACAUGUAUUUCAAGGUGGAGUUGAUCGGAUAUUACUCACUCAUUCAUAAACAGCAUUGCUGUACACACAAUGGUCACAAGUCGCUAUUGCUCGAGCAGCGGUCUGAUAUCUUAGCAAGUGUAGGAUUUUUGUGUCUCAUUCAAAAACCGCAAUAUGCUUUGCAUGGAAACUUAUGCAGUGUCUAGAGAAGAUUAAAAGGACAAACCCUGUGAAGUUAUUUUGAAAUCCAGUUCAUAUUGACAGCGCAGUGGUCAUGGAAAGUGAGGUCUGUGUGAUCGAAAAACGGGUACAUCAUAUGCUGCUUUAUUUAUCGCAUAGAGAUAGUUUAUACGGCAGAAUCAGCGGUUGGGUGAGGAGCACCGUUAUUAAGUGAGGUGCGCUUUAUACAAAAAAAAUGACACGUAUUUCUUCAGUAGUAUGGGCGGAGGUAACAGAGGCAAUACCGCUGAAAGGUCGGAAAGAGAAACUGAGAGUAUAGUAUUUGCCAAAUGUGUGUAGAUUGUGUCUUAAUUCAUCUUUUCGAUCUUGAAUGUACAUGUAAAUAUUCAUGUCAAUGUUGUCAAGUGAGUAGGGUUAGCCUUAUACCAUGGAUGUGUUCCUGGUUCAAUAAAAUGCCUAGAGUACGGGUGGUGUCCUGGGGCUGGCCAAAUAUGACCUGGUUCUGAGAAGUUACUUUCAAAAUGAAAUGAUGACAGGUAACAUGCACGAAAUUUGGAUUUAGCUGGCAAGGGUCAUUCGCAUCCUCCUAUGUCACGUGUUAAGAUGGUCUGUGGCUCAGGAAGCUUGUGAGUGAAGUGAGUAAAAGGCAGUGUAUUAUACUCCUUGAUUUUGGAUCUUGUCAAGCGAUCGGCAUAACGCGACGUUUCCUGAAUGACUUUUCCUAGUGAAAAUGGCAAAGGAUGAGUCGAAAGUAUGAUCAAGGCUGUACAUAGAGGUCAUGUUGUGCUAACCCCAGAACACCUCCUGUUCGUCACCAAUGGUGAUCUAAUUCGUCCACAUCUAAAGGCAGCACUUGUUACACCCGGUGAAACAGCUCUACUGAUCUUUCCAGCCUUACACCGACACUGUGUCACGGGUGGUUCCUGCACCUGGCAGCAUUUUGGAGACGCGCAUCUAGAGCUAUGCAAAGCAAAGCCUAUAUCCUUCGGAGGAUAUGGCGCACUUGAAUUGUAUCACUUUCUAACAAAUACGGCAGCAAAAUGUGUCUACCAACUCUAGAUGGCGCUGUCUCUUUGAUAAAUCUGAAAUGGAACCUAUGCACGGAGGAACACCCAUGUCGACGCAGUGACUGAUAUAUCUGGUGUAAACUUCCCCUUUAGUUGUCCAAUUUUGGAAGUUUUAUUCACAAAGUGUUCUACAUGUAUAUUUUGCCGAGGAUGUAUUGUAUGAAUUUUGGCACAUGUUACAAUUAUAGUUGGUUAGACAUGCUUCAAGUUGUAAUUGUUCUCAGUGUUGAUGAAUUGAUUAUGUCAGAGUUCAGAGUGGGGCUCAAUUCAGGUUUUGUACCGAUUGGCCCAACUGGCAGUGCAAUAAUGGACACAGAAACUUUGAUUCGACCAGAGAGUUCAGACAAAAAGUAGCUUGGAUUGAGUCGCCCUUGUAACAUUUCACGAGAAUUUAAAUCCAAUGACCUGAUGAAUACAUAUGUUGUAUCAAUCUUGUUAAUGAAUUUGCAAUACUCUUGGCGUAGGCUUUCUAAUGUAAAAGAAACACUCCAAAGUUUGAAACCGUGUUGGUGAGAUCGUGACACGACUUAAUUUUGUAAUAUACGUUUACUCACACCGUUUAGCAGUUGGGAAUAAGAGUACAAGGACAGUGCAAAGAAAAUCAGUCUCUUAUGCCAAUCCUUGUGUGCAUAAGAUCUGCUUUUGACAAUUGCUUUGUUCUCGUGAAAAUACAGGGGUAUGUCUGUGUCAUUUUCCUCUUCAUUUGAGAAAAUGGUGUGUCAUUCAACAAUAAGAGGUUGAAACAAAAGAACAAAUAAAAGAAUGUAUC